AUGCCUGAAUUUGACGAUGACGAAGAUCGCGAUCUUGCUGGCUCUCAAGAUGGCAAUUCUGACGACGACAACGACGAGACGAUGCGCGAUGUUGACGACGCUGACAUGGAUGGAGACGGCGACGGGGACGGGGAUCUAGAUCAGGACCAGGAUGACGAUGUCGACGGUGAUGGCGAAGCCGAAGGCGAUGAUGAUGGUGACGGUGAUGGAGGCGGGGACGACGACGAAGAUCCUGACAGCCAACAGUCCGACAAUGAAGACCAGACCGGUGAACCCGACUCUAACCUUGCAGACAACACGCAGCAGUCUCUCGCCGAGCAGCUUGAUGCCUCUCGUGAUGCAGAAGCCCGGCGUAUAGUUCUCCCAGAGAUGCUGAAUGCUUCAUCGUAUGACAUUAUUCCUACCAUGGCGGCUCCGAUGAGCACAUCUGUCAACACAAUAUGUGCAACUUUCGACACAAGAUGGGUUUUCACCGGCGGGACCGAUGGAUAUAUUCGCAAGUACAAUUGGGUUGAUACCGUCAACAACAAGCUCGCUCUAACCGUCGCACAAAGGCACCCCUUUGUGGAUAGUGUCGUGAAGGCAGGGGUGCUGAUGACGCACUGGGAGAAUUGGGACGUCAAAAAUCGGCCGGCAGGUGCUUUGGAAGCACAGACAUCGCAAACUAUCUCCCCAGUAUACUCCUUGGCCUGUCACAGCCAGGCGCUCUGGCUACUCGCCGGUACCGCAUCUGGAGCCAUCCGCCUCCAAUCUGUUCGGCACGACGAAGGAAAGGAGAUUGCGCUCCUACAAAAGCACACUUCAGCAGUUUCGGUGCUUGCUCUAUCUUCAGAUGAGAAGAGCCUGCUGUCUGGCAGCUGGGAUAAGUCUGUUCUUGACUGGGAUCUAGAAGUUGGCAAGGUCCGAACCUCAUUCGCCUCGAGUGCUAGUCAGAUCUCGUGUAUCGAGUCACGGCCAAUAUCGAGUCUUCCUGUCCCUGUGGAGUUGGGCGAGAGUGUGACCGUCAAUGGCUUUUCCAGUUCCAAGAGAGAUGAGAGCCUUCCAAACGGCGUCCACAGCCGUGCUGGGAGCCAGCCUCCUACAGCAGGAGAGGGCAAAGAAAGUCCAGACUCUUUGUUCGGUGGUGAUGAAGGCGAUGAUGACCUUUUUGGCGACUCUGCUGGUGCGGUCAUCGGUAAUGGGGGAGAGCUAGAUGCAUUUGGAGAGGACGACGACAUGCAGCGUGCCAUGGCAAAUGGCCCCCCAGUGGUUGAUGCGGGCGAUCACACCACGGCCGAGAAUAGCGACCAACUUCAGCCUGUACGACCACACGUUCCAGACCAAAUCCCCGACGACACUCAGUCCGACCAACAUCAAACAAAUGGUAUCUCCGGCACAGGCGAACACCCCAUGACCAACGGCAUGCCACACAUUGAUCCUAUGGAAGACAUCUCACAGUCGGAGCAAGGUCAAGACUCGAGUUCUUCAGUGACCUCGGAUUCCACAUUUCUCGCUACAUCGAUAGACGGUGCCAUUCGUGUAUGGGAUCGCCGACAACCAAACCCUGUGGCACGAAUCGUGCCACGAAACACCCCUCCUUGGUGCUUGAGUGCAUGCUGGUCUCCGGAUGGCAACUACAUCUACGCUGGGCGCCGGAAUAACACUGUCGAGGAAUACGACCUUCGGAAAGGGCUCAAGGGACCAGAACGAGUCUUGAGGUUUCCACAUGGAAGUGGUGCAGUCACUGCGGUGCGAGCCAUGCCAAACGGGCGACACUUAAUCUGUGCCUCAUUCGAUAUCUUACGACUAUAUGACCUCAAAGAGUCUAAUGCGGCCCGCUCAACGGUCCCCUUCUUGAUCGUUCCAGGUCAUCGGACUGGCGUCAUCUCACAGCUGUACAUUGAUCCUGCUUGUCGAUUCAUGAUGUCGACAGGAGGCAAUAGGGGCUGGGAGGGUGCAUCGACCGAAGUUCUGCUGGGCUAUGAGAUUGCAGCUUCUGCGUAG
Molecule: messenger RNA, 1983 nt
Organism: Cyphellophora europaea CBS 101466
Lineage: Eukaryota; Fungi; Ascomycota; Eurotiomycetes; Chaetothyriales; Cyphellophoraceae
Exons: 1
Coding region: 1-1983 (660 amino acids)
Molecular function (GO): protein binding
Source: RefSeq, a predicted model, not a curated record